CUGGCCACGUCCCCAAGCCACGUCGCGCUGUAUUCGCCAUUUUCCCCAUCUCCUGAAGCUACAAUCAGUCAUUACUAGUGUCACGGUGUUAUCUAGUACUAUCAGGUCUAAAUUUAAUCAUAGCCGGAGACGACCCGAGCUCCAUAUAGAGCGUUAAAUUAGUCUGCUUCAGCGGGUUCUCUCAGAAUCAUGAACAUUUUCAGGCUAACCGGCGAUCUCUCCCACCUAGCAGCCAUCAUCAUCCUGCUGCUAAAAAUAUGGAAAACCAGGUCUUGUGCCGGUAUUUCUGGGAAGAGUCAGGUCCUGUUCGCCCUAGUGUUCACCACCCGCUACCUGGACCUGCUGACAUCCUUCAUCUCUCUUUACAACACUACCAUGAAGAUCAUUUACAUCGGCUGUGCAUACGCCACUGUGUACCUGAUCUACGUCAAGUUCAAGGCCACUUACGAUGGGAACCAUGACACAUUCAGAGUGGAGUUUCUGGUCGUACCCGUCGGUGGCCUGGCUUUCCUGGUGAACCACGACUUCUCUCCACUGGAGAUCCUGUGGACGUUCUCCAUCUACCUGGAGUCUGUUGCCAUCUUGCCGCAGCUUUUCAUGAUCAGCAAAACCGGCGAGGCCGAGACCAUCACCACCCACUACCUGUUCUUCCUGGGACUCUACAGAGCCCUGUACCUCAUCAACUGGAUAUGGAGGUUCUACUUCGAGGGAUUCUUCGACAUGAUUGCCAUCGUCGCCGGGGUGGUGCAGACCAUCCUCUACUGCGACUUCUUCUAUUUGUAUGUAACAAAAGUGCUGAAAGGAAAGAAGCUGAGUCUGCCAGCCUAAGUGCCAAAGAGGAGUGUUUCGGCAAACUCGCAGAGGGGGAUCGGAGGGGAGGAGGAGCGGUAGCAGACACCUCUGACGCCCCCUGCCCCCCCUCCCCUCCUCCACCAGCCCCGCCCUCCACCACCCCCCCCACCCCCACCCCCCUCCCAUCGAUCUGUGUAAGAUGCCUGAGACAGAGAGCAAGUGGGAGCCGCUGGCUGCACCUUCAUCUGAUCCAGAAUCAGUGGAAUCAGAACACAUGCAGAGGCUGGUCCAUGGCCUUCGGAUUUCUGUUUGAUGCAUCUUGCCUUAACUUUUUUAUUGCUCUCUAUAAAGGAAGAAAAAAAGUGAGAAAAGUUUUCUACAUAAAAAUGUGUUCUCUGAAGAUUUGACACAUUGGUGAAUAAGAGCUGAAGAUGUAAAAUUGCCUCUGAUUUGGCACUGUAUGAUACUGAAGCGGACUUCUUGUGGUGGGAUACUAUUGACUCAACUAUUUGUAAUAGUAUUUGCAAUCUAAAUAAAUGUGCAUUGUUUUUCCUGAAUCAAUUUGGGGAGGAAUUUGUUGAAUCCUCAUAACUUUGGUGGGCAACUUAUUCAUGUUUUGCUCUUCUGUUUGCAGUAUGCAUUCCCAUGUAUAAAGACUUUUUACUCGACUUUUAUCACACCCUUUGUAGAGUAUAAAUUCCUAAGGAUGCUCUAGCUAAAAGUUCUGUUUUCGAACAUGUAAGGAGACCAGUAUAGGUUCUUCUGUUCUGUCAGUGAGCGAAAUGCAAAACAAAAGUACAGCAUUUAAAGGAGACCACGCUGUCAUCACUGUAAAUGGCUUCUUCAUUUUUCAUUCCAGUCAUCACCCAAAGAGAACGGCUGGUUUAUUACCUGUAAUUACUCUCCAUUUCAAGUGGCUCCUUAACGUGUUUAACACCCACUGGUAAUGCACUGUAUGUGACUUAUCACCGCACAAAUCGAAGUCUCUUUUUUUUUCUUUUAGGUGCAGAUGUAUUUAUUUUUAUCUUCUUUCUGAUUUCCAAUAAACACAGUGCGUAGAGUUGUUUACCUGUUGUGCAUAAUUUUAACUGAACAUUUGACUGUCCCCGAACGCAACCCUACGAACUCUGUUACAUUGAAUCUUCCAGAAGACAUAUCCACGUCUUUUAGAUUAUAUUCCAGUUUUUCUUUUUAUUUUGCUAUCAGAGCUUUGCAUGAUGUUGCCACCAAAAAUAAAAGACUUUAUGGGAAA
This is a messenger RNA of Sphaeramia orbicularis (orbiculate cardinalfish), 2044 nucleotides long. It is a transcript of the gene kdelr2b, whose product is annotated as KDEL endoplasmic reticulum protein retention receptor 2b. The record is from RefSeq and is a predicted model, not a curated record. The transcript has 5 exons. NCBI's taxonomy places the organism in Eukaryota, Metazoa, Chordata, Actinopteri, Kurtiformes, Apogonidae. The coding region runs from base 190 to 828 and encodes 212 amino acids. Gene Ontology annotation, molecular function: ER lumen protein retrieval receptor activity. Gene Ontology annotation, biological process: protein retention in ER lumen. Gene Ontology annotation, cellular component: membrane.